This is a messenger RNA of Rhopalosiphum padi (bird cherry-oat aphid), 6022 nucleotides long. Its product is annotated as GATA zinc finger domain-containing protein 10-like. The record is from RefSeq and is a predicted model, not a curated record. The coding region runs from base 360 to 1799 and encodes 479 amino acids. Lineage: Eukaryota; Metazoa; Arthropoda; Insecta; Hemiptera; Aphididae. Gene Ontology annotation, molecular function: transcription coactivator activity; DNA-binding transcription factor activity. Gene Ontology annotation, biological process: regulation of transcription by RNA polymerase II. Gene Ontology annotation, cellular component: mediator complex. The transcript has 3 exons.
UGCGACCAAUGACCAUCACCGCUGUUGGCCGCUGGCGACGCCACUGCCGUCCCUUCUACUCUCUGCGCCACCACAUCUGCUGCUGAAAGGUCCGAUCGCCAUUAUUAUUAUUAUUAUUAUUAUUGGCAGCAUAUCGGUGUGGUGGUACACGCUUCCGCAGUACUCCAGUGACGAUCGGUUCGAUCCAACAGUGCGACGAUCUUCAGGUGCCUGUCCACAACCCCCGGUCAACGGUCUACGCCGACGUGCACUACAUAUACCUACUAUAUUCAGAUUCCGUCUUUACUCCAGCCGCUGGUCCAUAUUAUUAUAACAGCCAACUCGCACAUCACGUCGCACGAAUUCGAACGACGAAAGCAAUGAGUGUGCCAAUGGAAUUGGACGAUCCCGCGACGGAGGCGGUACCGCUGGACUUGACGGUGAAAAAGGAGAACGACAGCGCUAGCUCGGCGGCGGUGAAGAAACGUGACGGACCGGCGGAGGAAUCGGCGGGAGACGCGCCGCCGCCGUCGAACGGCCAGAACGGCGGUAAACCGACGCCGCUGGACCUGAGCGCCGGCAGAACGUUGUCGUCUCAGGCACCGCCGCCGCCGCCGCCACCACCGCCAUCGUCCGCGAACGUCGCCCAACGUGCCACCGUGGUGGUGCUGUCGCCGAAGGUGCAGGUCGCUCCGCCACCGCCGCCGUCUCCACCGCCGAAGUCGAAGCCACCAUGCAAGGGCUAUUGGACGCCGGACUCGUCGUCGCCACUGAUGCCCGAACACUUGGCACCACUGCACGGCAUAUACGCCGACGCCGCCGCUUACCGGCACAUGAUCUCGUCCGCAACCGUUCCCGAGUACAACCCGUUCCUGCCCGUGCUCCCGCCGUCAGCUCAGUUCCACCAUCACAACCACUUCCAGCAGCAGCAGCAGCAGCAUCUGCAUAUCCAGCAACAGCACCAGCUCCAUCUCCAGCAGCAGCUCCAGUUGCAGCUGCAGAUGCAGCAACAGCAGCAACACCACCAGGAACAGCAGCAGAAGCUCCAGAAGCAAAAGCUCCAGCUGCAAGCCGCGUACGGCGGUCUCCCGAUAGACCCCACGUUGUUGUUGACCGGCAGCCCGGUGUAUGCGGCCACGUCGUCGCCGUCCUCGUCCGAGUCCAACCACUUCCCGUUCGGCGGAUUCGAUUGCGGCUUUUCCAAGCCGCCCUUCGGUUUCGGUUACCCUUACUACGAAAGGAUGCUCGACGGCAGAGUGAUUGGUGGAGCGUGUGGGGGCAUAGACAUCAGCGCCAACCGGUCUGAUUGUCCGUCGCCCGAGUCGACGACCACGUGCACGACGACCACAGACGACCAUCACCACUUCAACCACCAUCACCACCAGCAGCAGCAGCAGCGAGACCUGGACCGAGAGCACCAUCACCGCAUCAAGGCGUGCGACAUGGACGACCUGGACGUCGUGGACCCCGAGGAGGUGGCAGCCAUAUACAGACAGUCGGACUUCUUGUCGUUUCGGCACAGGUACAUGGAGAGCUUGGGACCGCCGAGGAACUUUGAGAAAAUGAGGCGGUCUAGCAACAACAACAACAACAACAGCAGCAGCAGCAGCAACAACAACGACGACCACCGGAUGACGUCCGGCCAACAGCAGUACGACCAGACGUACGUCAUGAAGCGGCAGAAGAACAACGAGGCGGCCAAGCGGUCGCGGGACGCCAAACGGCAGAAGUACAUCGAGAACCAAAUCAGCGUCAUGUACCUGACCAAGAAGGUGAGUGAGAUGAAAGACAUUAAGAGACGGUUGCUCAAGUCUAUGUGAUGCUCGCCGAGUAGGUAUGCUGUUACUGAUAUUUGUACGUAUGUUAUCAAUAUAUUAAGCUAGAAUACUGUAUUAUGCAUGUAUACUUCAGUUUUCCGUAUCACUUUUCAAACCAUAUUUUUUGUAAUCACUGUCAAAAUUAUAUACGACUAAGUAUUCUAAUUGUAUUAACACUACCCUGGGUUGCAGUGUCGGGUAAAAAUAAACCAUGAUUACCCGGUGAUUUAAGUUUAUAAAAAUCGUACUUUAAAUACAUUAAUUUAAUUAGCCAAUAACAUAUAUUAAGUCAAUAUAAUGUUUCAUUAGUCAUUACGAAAUUAGUUUUCCUCGUAGUUAAACUUUACUGUGACACCAUUAAUUGUUUCAAAUACAAUAAUUGUAAUAUUUUUAUUAUUGACAAAUUCAAUGGAUAUAAACUAUAAUUGAAAUUUAUUCAUUUUAAAUUUUACUUGAAAUCGAAAUCCUUAUAAAUUUAUAUCAAACAAUCGGUUAAUUAAAGUUUUUUAGUAUCAAACACUGCUAUUAUAGUUUGACGAAGGUUGUACUUGUAAAUAAUAUAGUAUUAUACCUUAUACAGUAAUGACGUGCCGGAGUGAGAGUUUUUCACACGCGAAAAAACGGUUUAAGGCUGUUUUUACUGGUCCGCUUAGAUAGAUAUUAACAUCGAGUUGAACUGUUUUGUAUAAAUCCGUGGUAGUUAAAAACUUUCGACACGCCACGGUCGCUAAUAAUAUAUUAUGUAAAGGCUUACGUCAGUGUAAGCCGUCGAUUUCUGUUUGUUUUUUUUUUUAGUUCUUACGACGGAAUGGCGUGGAGCCUAUCUACCGCCUUUUUACUAUGAUAAUUUACACUUACCCAACUAAGCCUUGGUUUGGUAUUUUAAAUUGUUGGAAAAAAAAUAUUUGUUUCAUAAAAAAAAAUCGAAUUAACAUCAAACAUUUAUUUCACUCGAAAAUGCUAUAAAGUCGACUAUUAGGCCCCCAGAGUUUUGUGUUUAUAAACAAAAAUUAUUAAUACUUAAUUAAUCAAAAAUUAUUUAUAUUAAUGUAUAAUAUUGUGAUUUGUGAUAACUGAUUUAUAACAGCCAGGGGUGUUCGUCAAAACAUCAGUCUCGGUCAUAGUGUCUUGACACAAUAAUAGGGUGCCAAGUGGUACAUAGCCAUACAGGUAUGACACAAUGUAGUAAACUGUAAUAUAUUACAUAAUAUUAUAAUACUAAAAUAAACAGGAUAUUAAGACUGAUGUUUUGUCACACUAUUUGGACGUAUUUUAUUUUUUUGCUAUUUAGAUUUAAUAAUAAAUAUAAUUUUAUAAUAAAUAGAUUAUAAUAUUUUUGUCUAUAUACAUGUACUGCAAUUGUAUGGUGUUUUAGAUUUAAUUGUGAAUUUAUUCUUUAAUUAUAUUAAAACAUACAUUAAUUUUGCAAUUGAUAUUUUUAUAUACUAUAUACUUAUUUCAUUAUAUAUAUAUUAUAAUAUAAUACGCGUUUUUGGACACUUUUUUUUAAAUUUUGUAUACGAUAUUAAUGCUGUUUUGAGAUGUCAAUUAUUUUUAUUUAAUACAUUUCUAUUUUGUUCGAAUAAUGUGUUUUCUGAUCCAAAUGAUAUAUAUUGUAUAUAAUAGCGUUCCUUUAUAAUGAAAACUAUUUCGCGCCUUUUGUGUGAAAGGGUAUUUAAAGACUGCACAUUUUACCAAUAUAUACGUCAAAUAUAGUCAAUAUACGCUGCUGCAGAGUCGUUAACGUUCUAAGUUUUUGUUCAAUUGUGUCUAUUCGAUGCGAGGUAUUUAACUGUAUAGUGAUAAAUGUGCUCUUGACGACUUGACCAUGCCCGCGACUUAAAUAGAGGUACCUAUACAUAGGUAUAAUAGCGGUGUACAUUACAAUAAUAGUAAUAAUGAUGGCCGUCUACGAACCUAUUCUCUAACGACGCGGACACCAUUAUGCGUUAUUAAAAUUUCCGGGGCAUGUAUCCUGGGUAAACAAUAUUGUACAUACUUAACGUUCAAUGCUCAAAAUCCCUGAAUGGUCUCACACUAUAUGCAGUAUAAUAUAGUCCUGUAGACUGUCCACCUAAUCAUUUUGUAUUAUAAUAAAAUUGUCGUGGGUAGACUACAUUGUACAAAAAAAAAAAAUUAAUUCUACUGGAUUUCGGGCGGAAACGGACGUGUGUUUGCCUAAAUUGGAAUUUACAAAUGGACUAUUAUUUUGUAAGCUAUACCACAGACUGUGCGAAUCACCUUUCCCACCCCUAUCUACAGUGCCUGCAGGCAAUAUUAUAAUAGUAAUUUUUAUACGGGACUAUAUUCUUAAUAUUGGGGUGUAAUGUACAUUUAGCGCGCUUUAAAUAGAUACAUUAUACUUAUAUUAUAAUAUGUACUUGUAGUAUACGGUAACGAUCGCCGUUAAAAAAAAACCUAUUUAAACGAUAUCGCCGUCGUUAUAUUAUAUAGUAUACUGAAUUUUCCGGUUCUAAAAUCUCGCGCACGAUGAUAAAUAGUUAUAAAACUACUAUAAAAUUAAUAUUUAUAUUUACACAAAGUACACGUACAAUACGCUGAAUGCCUGCGCACUUAGUGGUUAUUUACACGAACUUUCGACAUAAUUAAAUGAACCGAUUGCAAACUCGUUAAAUUAUAAACAUAUUGAAUUAAAUUACUCGUCAUUAUAACUUACCUAUAAUAUUUUAUGUUAUUAAAAAUGUGUAUGAUCCGUUCCUUUUUUUUUUUUUUACGAAUCAUUUAGGUACUCAGAACACUCAGGUAAAACUAGUACAAUAGUAGUACGUACAAGCAAUAUGCAUAACAAUCUACGUAUGAUAUAUCCUUAUAUAUUAACGAGUGCAUAAUUUUUCAAAAAUGAGUACUUUUAUUUAACUUUAGAUUUAAAAAAUACAAUAUACGCAUGGGACUGCCAUAUAUUUGUUUUCGUUUUGUGGGAAAAAAAAUAAAAUGCAAAAUUUGAUAUGAAUGUUGCAUUUAUGGUAUUCCGGUUAGCAAUAAAGAAUUUUAAACGAUUUUGAGUAAUACUUAAUAAGUAUAGAGGAUAACGCCUAUGGUCGGUUAUCGAUAAUUAUAAUUCUGAGAAUUAAAUUCCCAAUCUAUGUUGUCUUAUCGGGACGUUAACUAUAACCCUAUUGUUUACGAAUGAACUUAAACAUCAUUGUUUUUGUACAUAAGUGUACUAUGCGGCGAAAAUGUAUACAAUUUUAUUUGAUUUUUGAACUGAUUACCUAUGAUGCGAUUCAAAUUUUUAACAUGUACAGCAAAUUUAUGAACUACCGAGUAAAAAUAUGCAAAUGCUUAAAUUUUCGGUCUCUAAUAAACUUAUCAACAAGACAUCAAACGAUAAUAAAUCUCUCUUUGACUUUGAAUCAACGAGUUAUCUUAAAUUAUUCAUUGCAUUGCAAACUCGCAUACUAAUAUAUAACUUGGUAUACUGAUCAUUGAAUACACAGUAGUUAUCUUUAUAAUCCUUUAAUACUUAGUUAAAUACAAAAUACAGUCGAAAUUAUUUUUAUCACUUAAAACUAAAAGGUGAGUUUUCUGUAGUAUUAUAAUAUAAUCUCCUUUAGCUAUGUAUUAAAUUAUUAAAAUUAAGAAGUAAUUUUUUAAACAUUUAAAAGGCAUAAAUGUCAAUUUAAAUAUCUAUAUCUAUCUAUUUUGUUCAUUAAAAAAUAUAUUGUAGUUAAUUACAAUUUACUUAUUUUGUCGUACAUUUUUUUUUACCUGAUAUAUCAUUAUGUUUUUCUGCCGUAUACGUUAUUAUUAGGUGCAAUCUUACAUGUAUUUAUAUUAUCAAUCUUGUAUUAUAUAGUUAUUUGUAUUUCUUUUUAUAUACGAUAUUUGAAUUCAUGUUUUUGUUGUUAUAACGUUGUACCUACCAUAAUUUAUAAACUAGAGAAAUCACUUUAUUAUAUAGCAGGGACAAAUAUACCUCGUCAUUGGACAAAAUACUGUAAUAGAUGUGUUAAAAUUAUAAUUCAGUGGUAUACUUUUACAUUGUGGUAUCGGAAAUAAUUCUGAACUAAGACUGCCAAUUAGCUUAUAUUUCUCAGGAUAUUUUAUAUUUUUAUUCUAUAUUCAUCGCAUUUGCUAUUAGUAGUUUAUUUUUCAAUGAGUAGGUUCGAUUAAUAUUAAAAUGUUUAAAUAUCCAAUUUUGUCAAAAUUUGAACUUCAAAUGCUAAUAAAAUCUUGUAAAACAUUUUCAGGUGUUUUAACCAUGC